UCCUCGAUAGCACCACAGUCAUUCCCAACCCUGAGCCGCGCCAAAUACUGAACUACGGUUUUUCUCUUUGCUGAUAACAUCACUCACAAAUCAUUGGUAGCACAAAAGCUUCGGACGAUUCCUGAGUUGUGCUCUCUAAGAUUUCACGGUUUCAGCUCCAAUUGAGAUGGCGGAGGAGAAUCCAUCCAACUUAAAGGAGGAGAUUCCCGAGCUUGUUCCGUUCGAUCCAUCUAGGAAAAAGAAGAAGAAGAAGGUGGUAAUCCGAGAUCCUAAUGAGGAGGCGGACAAGCUAGCUGAGAACACUGAAAAUUUAUCAGUUGCUGAUACACCGGAGCCUAACUUUGUUGGUAUGAAGAAGAAGAAGAAGAAACAGGUGGAAACCGACUUCUUAAUUGAAGACAAGGAGAACUUUGAUGAUGGGGAGGAUCAACAAUAUGAUCAAAUUGGAGAUGAUGAAGAAGGUGAGGGAAUUGUUCUUGAAAGUGCAAGAUAUCCUUGGGAAGGCACGGAUCGAGAUUAUAAAUAUGAUGAGCUUUUGGAUAGAGUGUUCAAUAUCUUGCGAGAAAAUAAUCCUGAACUUGCUGGAGACCGGCGUCGAACAGUUAUGAGGCCACCACAGGUUCUUAGGGAAGGAACGAAGAAGACAAUACUUGUGAACUUGAUUGAUCUGUGCAAGACAAUGCAUAGACAACCAGAACAUGUAAUGAUGUUCUUACUUGCUGAAAUGGGAACUAGUGGAUCGCUCGACGGGCAACAAAGAUUGGUUGUAAAGGGAAGGUUUAUUCCCAAAAAUUUUGAGGGUAUCUUAAGAAGAUAUGUUAAUGAAUAUGUUAUAUGCAAUGGAUGCAAAAGUCCAGACACGAUACUGUCUAAAGAGAAUCGUUUGUUCUUUCUGCGUUGUGAGCAGUGUGGCUCUUCUCGAUCAGUUGCUCCAAUCAAGGCCGGCUUUGUUGCUCGUGUCGGUCGCCGUAAAGCGGUUGCUUGAUUCACCCAUGAUUGCUUUGCCGUGAAUUUUUUCAAGCAUUCGAGCCGAUUCGACAUUUGAACCAUGUAUUUCUCUCCAAGUUUUUUUGUGCUUUGUUGUUCCUUUUUUUUAUCUUAAAUGGUGAAUUGAUGCAAUGAGCUGCUGGAUGUUGAUUGUUAAGUUACAGAAUUACUUAAGAAAAUGCUGCCUGCUUCUAUUACUGUUGUUCAAAUGCUGUCCUUUAAACAAAGAUAUAAAUGUUAGAAGAAUAAUUUGCAACAU
Phalaenopsis equestris is the source of this 1246-nucleotide messenger RNA. Its product is annotated as eukaryotic translation initiation factor 2 subunit beta-like. NCBI's taxonomy places the organism in Eukaryota, Viridiplantae, Streptophyta, Magnoliopsida, Asparagales, Orchidaceae. Gene Ontology annotation, molecular function: translation initiation factor binding; mRNA binding; translation initiation factor activity. The coding region runs from base 167 to 985 and encodes 272 amino acids. The record is from RefSeq and is a predicted model, not a curated record. The transcript has 10 exons. Gene Ontology annotation, cellular component: eukaryotic translation initiation factor 2 complex. Gene Ontology annotation, biological process: formation of cytoplasmic translation initiation complex; formation of translation preinitiation complex; translational initiation.